Molecule: messenger RNA, 1133 nt
Organism: Psylliodes chrysocephalus
Lineage: Eukaryota; Metazoa; Arthropoda; Insecta; Coleoptera; Chrysomelidae
Source: the annotation of a GenBank genome assembly
AUUAUACAAUAUCACAAAUCGUUAAUCUUACAAAUUUUACAACUGAACAACCAAAAAACCACUGAACAUAUCUUAACAAUCAAGAAGCAAAAACCAUUUGACCAAUAAAUUUAUUAAGUCCAUGGGCUUACAUAUUUAGUAAUGCCUGAAAUAACAUAGAAAGAUAUUCUACAAAUGUUUAAUGAAAUAAAAAACAAAACAAGCAGUUGAGUACAAAAGUAGAUAGUUUAAGCAGGGAGUUUUGUGCAUUUAAACUAACAAUAUAACAAAAACUAGAUGAUCUAAAGAAAGAAAACAACGAGCUCCAAUCAGAAAUCAAAAAUUUAAAAAAAUCGCCUAAUAGCUAGCGAGAAAAAAGCUAAAAAGUUCAACUCGGUAAUAUAUAACUUAGAUGGAGAUGAUAUUCUGAAGUCUGUUGUCAGUCUAUUUCGCCAAAAGCUGAAUAUCAACUGUGAUGAAAUGGAUCUACGCGAUGCGUUUAGACUAAACUCCGGAGGAAAUACUAAUAAACCUAAACCUGUUGUUAUUGAAUGUUUGACAUCUAAAUUUAAAUCCGAAAUCCUUGGUCAAGCGAAACUAUUAAAAGGCACUGGUAUUUUUAUAUCUUUGGAUUAUACUAAGGAGGACUGUGAAACGAAGAAAAUUAUCUUCAAGCACCAGAAAUUAGUACGCUCACAAGGCCGCUUGUCACAAAUAAAAGGAAACAAACUGAUUAUUGAGGGAGUUACCUAUGAAGUUGACGAUUUACUAGAGGCGUCUAAUCCUAGUAGCCUUGGAGAAUCUCAUCGUAGCAGACAAAAUAGCACAUCAUCAAUUGGCAGUUCUUCGAGAAAUACAAAUAGACUUCUUAGAAAACAAAAUCUUAAUCCUAAAUAAAUUCGAUGUAUAAAAUUUUCUUUUUAUGUUUUAAAUUAUUAGUUGCCGAAUAUAUAGGUGAAUUUUAUUUGUUAUUUUGAUCUCGGCCCACGUACUAUUUAUUUCUGUUUUAUACUUUCGAGCUUUUGGUACACGAAAUUGCGAUUCAUUACAUUUAGAUUUAUUUUGGUUUGAUAUAUUAAAUUAUGUUUAAUUUGAUUUAUUAUAAAUUAAAAUUAAUUUUGGAAUUUAUAGUUGUUUAGUUUAGUUUAGUUUUU